UUUAUUGGGUUUGUUUUUUGUUUUACAUUACGAGAAACGGUCAAAACAUCUUAACCAUUACUUGACAUAAAAGUAAAUGGUGACUUUUUUUCCAUUCAAGCAUUCUUCUUUGGAACUUAUAUAGUUAGUAGCAAUCAUAUAAACCCAAAACUACGUCGUACAAGAUCGUGUUUUUGGCUCUCAAACUCCUGUUCACUAACACUUAACCCUGUCUUCUGGUCCCAUUCCUCAUCUGAAGUUUUGAUCAUUAACUGUUUGUUAAUUUUCUUUGGUCACUUUUCACUCUUGUUGCCUUGCCAUGGAACCUUUUUCGUGGAGUUCAGGCGUUUCUAACUCUGAUUUUGAGAUAAGAAACGAUGGAUACCUGGGAAAUUCUUCUAUAAGAUGUGGGUUGGUUUUGGAUAGCUUGAAAGGAGAGCUUGUAGAGGCUCCUGCGAAGUUGGAGCGAAAAGGGGUGUCGGCCGAGAGAACUAUUGAGGCUUUGAAGAACCAUAGCGAGGCAGAGAAAAGACGCAGGGCUAGAAUAAAUUCACAUUUUGAUACCCUUCGGAACCUAACACCUGGUGCAAAGAAGAUGGACAAGGCAUCAUUGCUUGCCGAAGUGAUAAGCCACUUGAAAGAUCUUAAGAGGAAAACAGCAGAAACGAGUGAAGAUUGUGCUAUACCUAAAGAUUUUGAUGAAGUAAAAGUGGAGCCUGAGGAUGAAAUGGAAGGAAGGCCUUAUUCAAUUAGAGUAUCUCUAAGUUGUGACUAUAAACCUGGGCUUCUAUCUGAUUUAAGACAAGCACUUGAUGCUUUACAACUGAUAAUAAUGAGGGCUGAGAUUGCAACCUUAGGAUGUAGAAUGAAGAAUGUCUUUGUUAUAACCGCCUGCAACGAAGACAAGGUUCAUGCAAGGUCUAUCUACCAGGCUCUUAGGUCUGUACUCGACAAGUUUGCUGUUUCAGAACAGUUCAUUGGAGCUACACUUUCUAACAAGAAGAGAAGAGCUUCUGUAUUCAUUCCUUAAAGAGUUUAUCUUCAUGAGGAGAUAUUUGGUGUAUGUAUGUAUCCAAUUGCAUAGAUUUUAGUCAACCAAAUGCAUAUACUUCAGACAUGAAUGAUAUUGAUACUGGUAUAGUUAGAAAUAUCUGUGUUUUCCUUUUCUUUCUUUAGUAUAUUCAUGUAGAUGUAUAUUCCAAUGUCUUAUUCUCUAAAAAAUAAUUUGUUGUAAUAUGAAUUGAAUAGUAGAAAGAAAGUUUGUUGUAUUGGACAUAAUUUGCAUA
Molecule: messenger RNA, 1265 nt
Organism: Cannabis sativa
Lineage: Eukaryota; Viridiplantae; Streptophyta; Magnoliopsida; Rosales; Cannabaceae
Product: transcription factor bHLH30
Exons: 2
Coding region: 299-1009 (236 amino acids)
Biological process (GO): regulation of DNA-templated transcription
Molecular function (GO): DNA-binding transcription factor activity; protein dimerization activity
Source: RefSeq, a predicted model, not a curated record